AUGUGUGGCCUCAGCUAUAACCCCGAAGACCCGCCAAUCAUGCCCGAACGCCGCACCGCCCGCGUCCUCCAAUCCCUCGCACCCAACCAGCAAAAGAAAGCCACCACCGCCCAGAACCCCACCUCUGCCGCCUGCUCCUGCGGGACCGAAUUGACCGAGCUCCGCCAGGAGGUCUCCGAGCUCACCAGAGCCCUCAAUGAGAUGAAAGAGGUCAUGUAUGCGCGCCUCCUGUUCCCGCACAUGUCCCUCGCCGAGGCGCAAACGGACGCAACAGAGGUCACGUGGGAGCACGUCAGGCCGCCGAAGCGACAGCGCUCGGACAGCGCCCUGUAUCUGCCCGAUAUCCCGGAUGGGUUUUCGGACAGCACGGCGCACAGCUUGGUGUUUAAGCAGCGGACGAGGAACGCCGAGAAGGAGUGUGAGCGCGCAUGUAAGAAAUUCAAGAUCAACCCCGUGACUGGGGAACCGUUGGAAAACUUAUCAAAGAGGGCUAUGGUAGUGAAAGAAACACAUGAGCAGGCGAUGCGGGUGACGAGGCGCAUGGCGGUUGUGAUUGAGCACCCCACGUCGAGGGUGGAGAAGAGCAAGAGGGGCAGGUCAUCGACUUUGAGGGUCGGGAGAGGGAGGAAGUAA
Morchella sextelata is the source of this 633-nucleotide messenger RNA. RefSeq lists its product as uncharacterized. The record is from RefSeq and is a predicted model, not a curated record. NCBI's taxonomy places the organism in Eukaryota, Fungi, Ascomycota, Pezizomycetes, Pezizales, Morchellaceae. Bases 1 to 633 code for a protein of 210 amino acids. The transcript has a single exon.